This is a messenger RNA of Beauveria bassiana ARSEF 2860, 2064 nucleotides long. RefSeq lists its product as uncharacterized. The transcript has 5 exons. The coding region runs from base 1 to 2064 and encodes 687 amino acids. NCBI's taxonomy places the organism in Eukaryota, Fungi, Ascomycota, Sordariomycetes, Hypocreales, Cordycipitaceae. The record is from RefSeq and is a predicted model, not a curated record.
AUGACUGGGCACACUCGUCGCGCGUCCACCUCCAGCAUCGAGAGUGUCGAUGUAAGCUUCGUCAAGUGGCGCCAGGAGGCGUCUGUUCUGCGCUCCGUGCCCAAGUCGGUGCCCAAUGACAACUGGCCCAUCUUCCAGCUGCGCGACGCCAUCGUCCUCAACCGCGACGGCAGCACCGUCGAGAACGCGCUGCACAUUGUGCCCAAUGGGCCCUUUAUCGUGCGCGGAUAUCUUCACUAUACGAGCGAGGAAAAGCAUCUCGUUCUUGUGCGAGACCGAUCUCCCAUUCCCAUCGAGAUCAGACACUGUUUACUAUACUCUGUCGGCGAAACAGAAGAUGGGUUGCCGCAGAUUUGGGUCUCGGGCCGCGCCGGCUGGUUCGAGCUCAGCCCUUGCCCGGCCUACCAGGCAACGUACGACAUAAUGUGCCAAGCAACGACACUUUACUAUACCAUCAUGGAUAUUAUUGAGGCUAUGAGAGACGCCCCCGCCAAGCGCGGGAAAAAGUCAAAGUUGCCGGUGCAAAGUGAUGUUUUGGCGUCAAUAUUCCUCCAGUAUGCCGCCUCUGUCGGCGACGGUUCAACAUUUGAAGACGUUGUGGACAGAUGCAAUAGGCACGCCAUAUUUCUCAUCUCACAAUUCAUGCAAGACGAUGACUCUAUGCAGUGGCAGACGACUGCUUUUUACAAGUGGAUGAAGUCGGAGAACGGUCCUCUGUUUGAAAAAGUCGACAAGGCUAAACGUAAUCCCCGCCAGCGUACCCGAUCGCCAUCAUAUAUUGAACCGUCGCCUAAAGCAAGCACCAGCCUGUCGAGACAUAGCGCCAGCGUCGAGGAGAUUGACGAAUUCGAUACUAUAGGACGGUCGACGCGCCGCUCUAACAGUGCCACUGCACAACAUACAACUAUUGCAAUGCAUCCCAGACAGACAAGACAGCCACCUGUACAAUCGCCCACACAAUCACCUGCACAAACUGCACAACCAUUUCCACAACCAUCUGUCCAACCAGCUCCAACACAUGUAGCUACCGACGCAGACUCGCCCUUCCAGACUGUUUUGGCCGCACUCGAGAGCUCAUUUGAUUCCAUUGUGUCAUCCAAGAACGGAGCCAAAGGAGUCAAAGUAUCCGGGCUCCUGAACAAGUUGUACUUCGCAUAUCGAUUUCCAACAUACAAAGACAGCACGAUUGGCUCCCACAAACGCCCUGUGGAGGAAGUUUUGCACUACAAUGCCGCCGCUCUCCUCGAUGUCAUUGAUCAUGAAAAGUACAAGAAUGGAGAAGUAUACGACUGGCUCGUGGACCUAUCCCAAAAAGAGUUUGUGCCCAUUGCGCUUAAAUCAGAGACCAUGCCUCUUCGCCUUCCGCCCAGAGAGCAGCGCCCGUAUCAUGGCCGAAGGCCCGAGACGAAGCUCGUACCUACUCAAGACUUCGUGCGACCACCGAGCCCCGCGACUCCCAUUAUCGGCAAACGGCCCGGCCGGCCUGUCGGGAGCAAGUCGAGCCUGCGUCCCAUCAAGUCAAACAAGAAAAGGUCUCGCAUCUUCAUGGACGAGGAUGAGACGGACAAUGAAACAGUAGCCAAGAAGCUGAACUUUUCGUCCGAUCAAGAGGGCGACGAGACCAUGCCCGAUGCCAGCAUCUCGACCUCGCAAGAAGACGAGCUUGACAGUGCUCUUCAGGCAAGAGACUCAUCCGAUUCGCCGAGUGAGCACGAAACGACAGACGACCAAGACAAGCCCGCGCAGUUGACGGUUCUCGCGGAAAAGCUGCCGGAUCCGAUGCCGACGGGGUUUCAAGGCGCGUGGACCUGUGACCAGCAGGACUGUGACUUUAUCGUGCGAGGGGGUGGAGAUGACGAAUUGGACGACCGCAUCGCAGCGCAUCUGCAGGAGCACGAGCAGCUUGUCGACAGGAUGCAGCUGGCCGUUAGCGAGAGCCGCGGACUGCUACCCAUCAACCAUCUUUUGGAAAAGCUCAAGCAAUUGGGAGAAGGCGUUCAAGGACCAACUGACUCGCAAGGCAACGUUGCGCCGCGGCCCAUCAAGAGACACCUUUAUGUAUAA